GGCACGGCGGGUGUAUUACCCAACACCGACCAAUACAAAUGACAAAAUCCUCACCGUGGACUUUGCUAACAGAGCGGGAAAUCAAAGGGACAGAUCGGACUGCUGGACUUCAGAAACGACAUCUUUGGUUGGGUUAGCGCUGCUUCAGGUCAGAGAAGAGUGUAGCAACAGAUGCCACGCAAAGAAAUAAGCCUUUAAUGCCCCAUGAUUCGAACAGGGGUAACUACAAACCAACUCAUAAUACAGAUUUAGGUGAAACCCUUCGCGCUACUCAUUCAUCCGUGCGUCCUCUCGGAAGCUGCAAUUUCAGUUUUCUUUCUCUUCAAUUGCGUGCAGGAGUUGGCUUGAUACUUCGCAUGCUAUAGUACAGGCUGUGCUUAUAUUUCUCUAUACUUUCAAUAAGUGCGGAUUUAUCAAGCCAUAUGAGGGCCAUGUUUAAGUUACUACCACCAGGAGACAAACCGGACUUUUGACACUUUCCGUUACAGCCGUGGAGCAACUAAAAACUAACCGAUUUAACCGAUAUGCCGCCCAAGAAAAAGGGAGAGCGCCAGGACUCGGAUGUUGUCGAGGAGAGGAACGCCCAGGUGCAGUUGGAGAAAGCCAAGUUCAAGCCGGUGGCGUUCGCCGUGUACUGUAACUUCUCCUACACCCCCGCGGACGAAGACAACGUGCCCGUGCCUGGAACAGCUGUCACCUUCGAGGCCAAAGACUUCCUGCACGUCAAAGAGAAGUUCAACAAUGAGUGGUGGUUAGGGCGCCCAGUGAAGGAGGAUGGCGUGGUGGGCUUCAUUCCCAGUCCUGUUAACCUGGAGACUAUCUUGAUCAGGAGAGAGGUGCAGGCCAGGAAAGCUGCCAAGGCCUUAGCCAGUAAAGCAGCAACUACCCAGGAUAUGAACGCAAAGAAGUAUACACCUCCCUCAACAGUUGCCCAGGCAAAAAAGAAAUCUGGGGAGCAGGUCGCUCCGUAUGAUGUGGUGCCCACGAUGCGUCCUGUCGUGCUAAUGGGACCGUCGCUGAAGGGCCUAGAGGUGACAGACAUGAUGCAGAAAGCGUUGUUUGAUUUCUUGAAACACAGAUUCGAUGGCAGAAUUACCAUAACUCGCGUUGCUGCAGACAUCUCUCUAGCCAAGCGGUCUAUACUGAACAACCCCGGAAAAAAAGCCCUAAUGGACCGCUCCAACAAACGCUCCAAUCUAGACGCAGCAGCCCAGAUCCAGGGGGAGGUGGAGCGGAUCUUUGAGCUGGCCCGCAGCCUGCAGCUGGUGGUCCUGGAUGCAGACACGGUCAACCACCCCAUCCAGCUGGCCAAGACCUCCCUGGCUCCCAUCCUGGUCUACGUCAAGAUCUCCUCCCCCAAGGUGUUAACCAGGCUGAUCAAGACCAGAGGAAAGUCUCAAACCAAACACCUGAACGUCCAGAUAGUAGCAGCAGACAAGCUGGCUCAGUGUCCUCCGGAGAUGUUUGACGUCAUCCUGGAUGAGAACCAGCUGAGCGACGCCUGUGAGCACAUAGCAGACUACCUGGAGGCCUACUGGAGAGCCACGCACCCUCCAGAGAUGGAGCCGCCCAGCACCAUGGUGAUGAAGCUGGCAGAGAACACUCUACCCGCCAGCCCCAUAGCUGCUCUGCCACCUGCUAAGGAGGACCAGAAGAGCAAGAAGACAGCCCUGACCAAGAGGAAAGGCUCCAGGGAGAACCAGCUCGACCAGCAGGAGCAGAGGGAGCCUGUAGCCCAGGAGCAAGCAGACGAGGAGGGCCAGAGAGAGGAGGACGACCGUCCCCCGAGAACUGAACCAAAGAGACCACAGCACAGCCACCACCACCACCACCGCAGGGCCGAGAACCACAACCACACCCAGGCUCAGAUUCAGACGGCGGGCGUGGACCCGCAGCCUGGCAGGGGGGACUACGCCCAGAGGAUCCCCCGCAGGCAGGCCCUGGAGGUGCAGGAAGAGGAGGAGGGGGAGGAGGGGGUGCAGCCCUACAAUCACAGGGCCGUGUCGCACAGGGACCACAACCACCACCAUCACAACAGCAACCACCAUCAUCACCACCACCACCACCAUCACCGUGGCAACAGCCAGCUGCACCCCAGGGAGGAUUACGAACUGGAGCACAACGAACGUAACAGACAGCACAGACAACACCCUAGCUACCAGCCACGCACACACAGACAACACCCCACUGCCAACCACUACCAUUACCAAGGCAGGGACAGAGACAGAGACAGGGACAGAGAUAGAGAUGGCAGGCAUGGGGACUCAAGACAUUGGCACCAAGAUUUUAUACACUAGUGAAUGUUUUCAUUGUUGUGUGUGUGUGUGUUUGUGUUUCUCUUUGCACUGCACUAAAACAGAAAUCCAGGGUCUCUCUCGUACUGUCUCUGGACACUCAGUGGUUAUUCUUCUGGCUGUCUUCCCUCCAUCUCCCCCUCUACCUCCCCGUAUAACUAGAUCUCUAUCUUUCUGCCUCUCUCGACCAUCUCUUUCUCUCUCUCUCUCACUCUUCUCUCUCUGAUUCUCAUGUCUCUCCUGUGCUCUCAUCCAUUUGCAGGACUUUGUUUUCCCAAUGAGCAGUUUGAUGGUUUGUCAAGUGUUUGCUGGUGUUAUAUAGGGUAACAACAAUGUAGGUACCUUAACAUUUUGAAACACCUAGAAGAUUUAUGUUUGAAGGAAUUGUACUGUAUCUUGCCAAUUCAAAACGGUGUGGAAUUAUUAAUCCCAGAGUUAUUGAUCAGAUCGUACUCUAAUAAGUAAUGUUCAUGACUAAAAUGACUUAGUCUUAAUAUUAGGCUUAAUAUUAUUUUGACAAUAUAAACACAGAAUUAAACCAUGAUGAAAGACAGUUAUCCCCUUAUUGGUUUGUCAGUUGAAAACAUAUUCAUCCAUCUUUUUGUUCACACCAUUUAAUUGUGUAUUAUGCCACCAAUAGCCACCAAUUCCUUAGUAGAAACAUAAAAGUAUUUUUCUACCAAUGAUUGUAAGAUGGGAGCUCAGAUUCAUACUGUACUGACCUGCACUCUGUCUGGAAGCAUCACUUGUUUUCUACUGUCUUAGACUUGCGCUGCAUAGUACAGUACGUGCUAGAGACUAUGCAUCUUGCAACAUGCAACUUGUGAUAACAAAUAUAAUAUUAUAUAUAGCUUGAAAACAAAACAAUUUCUAUGCAUUUGUAUAUACUUCAUAAUUGCCUUUGUAGACAUGUUAAAGGGAGAGUAGAAUGCCUGUUGCACUGUUAAAUAGAACUGUCACUAUUGACUUGGCUUGCGAGGACUUUAAUGCUGGUUGAGGUAUGUUUCUUUCUAACUUGUGUGUUUCAUUUUGUAUAGUAUUUAUUCCGAAUUUGUUUGAUUUUGUUUGAAAUGAUGUCACACGGGAUGCAAAAUGUUAUUUUUUUUGCUUGAUGAUAAACAUGUUCAGUAUCA
Messenger RNA from Osmerus eperlanus (European smelt), 3427 nucleotides. RefSeq names its product calcium channel, voltage-dependent, beta 2b (gene cacnb2b). Gene Ontology annotation, biological process: calcium ion transmembrane transport. The record is from RefSeq and is a predicted model, not a curated record. Gene Ontology annotation, cellular component: voltage-gated calcium channel complex. The coding region runs from base 525 to 2297 and encodes 590 amino acids. Gene Ontology annotation, molecular function: voltage-gated calcium channel activity; protein binding. Lineage: Eukaryota; Metazoa; Chordata; Actinopteri; Osmeriformes; Osmeridae. The transcript has 13 exons.